Lytechinus pictus (painted urchin) is the source of this 7500-nucleotide messenger RNA. Its product is annotated as splicing factor, suppressor of white-apricot homolog. Gene Ontology annotation, molecular function: RNA binding. The transcript has 15 exons. The record is from RefSeq and is a predicted model, not a curated record. Gene Ontology annotation, biological process: RNA processing; mRNA 5'-splice site recognition. Lineage: Eukaryota; Metazoa; Echinodermata; Echinoidea; Temnopleuroida; Toxopneustidae. Bases 118 to 2589 code for a protein of 823 amino acids.
GAUGGAAGAGGUCAUCUACAUGAGCUAAGAGAUUUUGAACAGGCUGCAUGGAAUGAAGAUAACCAACUAUCCAAAGAGGCAGCACGCAUAGAAGCCAUAUGCGAUGAAGAACGUUAUAUGGCGUUGCAUACAGACCUCUUGGAGGAACAAAAUAGACAUGAAGAGGAACUGAAACGUUUGAAUGAAGCCAUUACGUCUGACCAAGGUUACAAUGCCAUGGCAUUUGGCUAUGGUAAUGAAGAUUAUGAUCCGAUGCAACCAACUGAAGAUGAAAGAGAAGCAAGAGAGAAGAAGCUUGUAGCCUAUGGCUUUGACCCACCCACAUAUAAAGAAGAAGACAGCUCUGCUACUGCUGCUGCUGAAUUGGAGGAACCUUUCAUAGCACCUCCACAGUUAAAACUACCGCCGGGAAUGGAACAGCCAAUGACAUCGAAGAUACAUGUUAUCAUCGAAAAGACAGCAAUGUUUGUGCUCAACCACGGACCACAGAUGGAAAUCAUCGUCAAGACCAAACAGGCAAAUAAUCCACAGUUUGAUUUCCUUCAGUUUGACCACUUUCUCAACCCUUACUACAAACAUGUAAUGGCAGCCAUUAAAUCAAAGAUGUACAUUCCCACGAUGCUCCAAGCACCUGAAUCGGACAAGAAAAAACAAGGGGAGAUUAUCAGUAGACGUAGCAGUAAUAGCAACAGUUUACAAAGUGAUGAUGAAGAUGAUGAUCUGGAAGGAAGUGGUUAUCUUCACCCUAGUCUCUUUGCCCCGCCCAAACCCAAACCAUCCAUCUCAGCAGUACAGGUACGUAAAGUUAUUGCCCCGCCCAAGCCCAAACCAUCCAUCUCAGCAGUACAGCAUCCUCCUGUUAGUGCGCCCCCUCCUGACAACAUUCCAGCAGCUCAGCUUGGUAUCCAUCAUAGGGAACCCUUCCCCCUGAUGGAACCGCACCAACAACCGCAUCAACUCAUGGCAUACUAUGAGGGGGAACCGGUCACCACCAGUGCACCUUUUGCUCUACCCCCCAUGCUGGCCCCUCCUCCGCCACCCAUGGAUCACAGCAAUGCAGGGGGUCCCGUACAGAUGAGUCAUCCAAUGGGACAGCUAGCCCCCCCAGGUUUCUUGCCCGGCGAGCCACCCUUACCUGGCCCAGUCAUGCCACAUCAUCACCCUGCCUUAUCUUCUCAUGAUAUUCCUCAUCCUCAUCCGCCUACUGCUAUGUUGGGGCCUCCUCUCAUAAGCCAGGAAUUAGCCAUUCCACAUGCUUCUGAAGAAAGUGCAAUGGAGCCCCAACCACUCCCGAUCGUCCCACCCCCUCCUGACAUUCAACCAGUCAUUGACAAGCUGGCCAAAUACGUGGCUAAGAAUGGGGACGAGUUUGAGGCAAGCGUCCGAGCCAAGUGUGACCCUCGCUUUGAGUUUCUUGUGCCAUGGCACAGCUACAAUGCUUACUACCUCGCUAAGAAGAAGAUGUUUAUCCAGGAAUUCAAUCAGGGUGCAGAGAGCAGUAGCGGAGACCAAAAGAGUGCUGCAGAUAAAUCUAAGAAAGUGCCUGUUAGGUUUCCUAUCAAGCCAAAGAAAGCCGAAGAACGAACACUAGGGAGGAAGAGCGCCCUCCCUGUUGAGAGCAGCAGCGACUCUGACGACCAGGAAGACUCCAAUCAAUCUACCUCAGCAAGCAAUCCUCAAGUCCGCAAGUUGCCAACACAGGAUGUACAGUACAGAGAUAUGAUGGGCCAUGAUGAGAGUGAGCAGCGGUAUGGUGGGAUGCAGUAUGACCAUCCAGGAGGGGUCCAAGGCACCGGGGAGGGGGAUGCUUUGUACCCCUAUCAGGAGUAUGAGCAAGAAGAAAUGGAUGAUAGAGGGAUGGUGGAAUAUGGCAGGGAGCAUCAGAGAACGGGAGGUAACCACCAACGAUUAGAAGACAGGCUUGCGAUGGCUGCUAGGAAGAAACUUGCCAGUGCUUCACAGGAAAGAAGUGUACAGGUUGAGAGACGCAAGAAACUAGCUCUAUUCCUUAGUCAAGUCAAGGAUAGACCUCAGGCAGCUGCUGCAGCUUCCCAGGAGAGUGGUAUGUCAGAUGCUGAAAGGGACUACAGGGAGGACUCUGAUAGAAGCCACCUGGCAAGCAGACAGAGGUCUCCUCCAGUUAGACCAAGUCGUAGAGAUAGAACAGCUAGCCCACCUUAUACUGAGAGCAGAAGUAGUAGGAAAGCGCCCUCUAUGCCCAAAUCUUAUCAAACAGCUGUCAACAGAGAGCAAUUGGAAAGGGAGAGGAGAAGAAAGCGUCAUUCCAGGUCUCGGUCUCCCUCCCCUCGGAAGAUGAAGAGAAAGUCUCCUCCUCCAUUCAGUGCAGGCACUUCAUCAGCAAUUGGCAGGUCCAGUUCUACAUCAUCUCCAUCAUACGAGUCAUUCCAAGAAAGAGAGGCCUCACCAGGCAGUGAUUCCACUUCAAAGACAAUCAGCCAACUGAAUACCCAACAAGCCAGUGGAUCUGAAACCAAGACUGAUGCUAAAGGAGGUGCCAGUGACUUGCGAGCCAAAAUACGUGCAAUGCUAGCAGCUACAAUGAGUAUGAGCAAAGAGGACAUUGGAUGAUAUUGGUUUAGGCCAGCAAAUGAAAUGGUUGUGGAAACAGAAUGCAGUGGAGUUGCCUGUGGAGUACUGGAAUCUUUUUUAAAGCUAGGAUGCAGAAGGCAGUGUCAAAUGAGUUAAUCUUUGCUAUUAGUAGGAUGAAUGAGACAGUGUUGCCCAUGAUAUUCAUAUCAUUCUAUAAAGCAAGUAAUAUUAUGGAUCCCUCUGGUGUAAUUGAUAGAAAGUGACUAUGCGAGUUGUGCUAUCUGAAUGCUGGAUAUGGAGAUGAAGACAUUGACGGAUGGCUCCAAUACCAAGCUGUAAUAUUUAAACUAAUGACAAAUCUAAUGGUUAAACUCUCCUCUAUUUAUUCUCAUUUUUAAAUCUUUCUUUCAAAGAUCUUCCUUCUCUUUUAAUUUUAAACAAAGAUUAAAAUAAACAAAGAGAAUUUUAGAUAACUCAGGGACUUUCUUUGAUUAUUUUCAGUGUGUGAAAGAAAAAAAAAUUCUGAAAAAGCAAAACUGUAAAGAACAUCCCGAUAAUAUUAAACGGGGAGUGUGUGUUCUGAUGAUGGUGUGUUAAUCCUGAUGUGUAACAGGGUUGUUCUAACAGAGCUUGUAAUGUUCCAUGAGAUUAUAUUUCAACUUUUGUUACUUACAGAAGAAAAGGGAGAUCUGAGAAAGCUUUAACACUUGAAGAAGUAACUCCAAGUUUUUAACCCUUUCACUGCUACAGUUAACAUUUUAUGCAAUGAAGACCUUUAGAGGUAUGUGUUCAAUGAAAAAUUUGUAUCAAGUAAGGAGUGCAUGUUUGUUUGUUUGGAUAAAUCUGCAUUGGAUAUGUUCUUUGUGUAAGUAUUUAGUCAAAUUGCCAUGACAUUAAUAUUUUUCAGCAUAUUUGUGCUUCUAGCAGCAGCAAUUAUUAAUAUCUUUGUAUGUAAACUUCUGCAGGUAUUGUACAAAAGAAAGUAAUCUUUUGAUUGAAAUAUAUUUGAUGUCAGGGAAUGUGAAUGUUAGAUGUAUUUUUUUUUAUCAGUUUAUUUUGUUGUGAGGUAGAUGUACUUAAUCACAUUCCUGAAAUUGAAUGACAUCAUUUCCACAGGCAAAUAUUAUAUCUGCACCUGUAUCCAGUAAAACAUUACUAUUACAUAAAUAUGUGAUGCUUUUGAAAAGCUAUUUCAAAUAUUUAUUUUUCAAAGACCAUAUUUACAUGUAAGAUUUGUAUUUACUCAAGCUGAAAAGCAAUAUCGAUUUCAUCUUGUUACUUAUUUUUGGAAAUGGUAGUCAUAACGCAAGGGAGAUAUAUGUAUUUAUCAUUGUAGCAUUGAACUAAUUCGUGGUUGUACAUUGUAAUGUUUCAAAUCAAAAUUAGUGAAUAUUAGGUGCAUUUCAGUUUAAAGCUGAGAAUUAUAUGCAUACAAUGAGAAAUAUGUAUUUGAUUGAAUUUUGACAAACGAUCGUUAAAGAAUUACAGUAAUGUACUUUGUAUUUGUGAAUGAAUUAUGUCAGAAUGGAUUUUGAACCAAAAGUCAUUUAAGUGUGUCAAAAUCCAUCUUAUUUUUCACAAUGUUGUAUAUAUCUGUGUAUAUUGUAAGGAUUUGAAAGGAUGAAAACUUGAAAUAUACGAGUAAGCAUAAGCUCAAUUCAUGCACUGUAUUUCAUAAACUUAUUUGAGAUGUUGAUGGUGCAUAAAACUGUAUAAUGGUUAAAACUCAUUCUCCCGAGAUAGACCAUGUACCAUGACAAAAAAUGAUAAUGUAUGUUUAUUUUUUAGGACUCUACUGAAUACUCUUUCUUUUACUUUGAUGUUUUUUUCCUUUUAUUUUUGCUUUUCCACCCAUUAUUUUGGCUUUCCACCCAUUGUUUUACAAGUCUGUACAGGGUAUUUCCAUGCUGAAGAAAAGUGUGUUUUGCUCUUUGCUAUGGAAAUGAAACUUGGUAUAUUAUCGAGGUGGUAAAUGGACAUUUGGUCUACACAUGCUUUUUCCAUGUUCUGUUUGUUCUCAUCCCACAUGAUCUUUAUUACCCUAGUUGGUCUAGAACCAGUUUAUCUACUAACUAACUAUUUGAUCUAAUUGCCAUUUAGCCCAAUUACUCUCAUUUCCAGUCAGGUAUGUCCAUUUCGUCUCAUAUUUGCUGGUCUCCAACACCAUGAUUAGAGCUACUGUUUGGAACCAUAUUUUCAUUUGGCAAAGUGGAAAAAUAAUGAGUACGCAAAGUGAAAAUAAGACCAUCUCUGCAUUAGACUUAUUUGACAAUUAUACCAAAUGUAUUGUAGACCAAAUGGAUAAUAGACCAUGGGAGUGUUUCAAUGACUUAGAGUCGCACGUACAUGAUUUGCAAUUCGCAAUCUUACUGAUCAAUACUUAGUACUUAGUGCGCAUCCUCUUAGCAUGAUCUGAUCAUUGUGGUCAUGGCUUUUAUACCGCACGCAAUUAGGCAUUUAAGUGUGACUCUAAGUCGUACUUCACUCUUUGUGAAACACCCCCAAGUAAUAUUAAGAGUAUAUCAGAAGCAGCCCAAGUGACUAUAAAGGGAUCUAGUCACACAUAGUAUUCAGCAGGAUUUACCAACAACUCUUAAGAUGCAUGAUGUUUUGUGUUCUAUGUACUUGUUAUAUGUGGGUUUUUUUAAUUGUGCUGUGUUUCCCGGUGAGUUUAUGAAAGAAUAUGGGCAAUUCCAUGAAAUCAACCAUUUUGUACACCCAACCUCCCUAUUUUCUUCAUUCUUAUUUCAUUUCAUUAUCUGCUCAAGAGAGCACUUCAUCUUUCCAUACGACCUAGAAAACAGAGAUUGGAAGAUCCAGUAUGUUUUGGAGAUGGAUGUACAUAUUUUAUGGAAUUGUCAAUAUAUUGCUGUAAAAUAUUUUUUUAUUGAUUUGUCGAUAUUUGACCAUUUGUUUUGUUUCAUUUAUUCAAUUCUCCCAGGAAAGGAGGUUUGUUGACCGUUCACAUUUCCAAGACACAUUUUAUUUCAAUCGUAUGGAGAAAAUAUGAUCUUGGAAUAAUUAUCACUGAGCAUAUUACGCAAAGUUUUUGUCCUACCCCUUCCUCUUUUCCAUCCCUCAUUGGUAUUUUCAUUUCAUGAAUAUUCAUAAGGGCUUACCAUAGCUUUUAAUCGCUCCUCUGUAAUGAACCGCUUCACCUGAAAGUCUUUCUAUCUUAAUGCAUUCUGAUGGUUGUUAUAAGUACAUCUGUUCUGAGUUCAAAGUGUAGAAAUUUAUAUAUGGGACUAUGGGUAAUUCUAUGUAAUGCACACGACACCUUAGAUUGUUUCAAGGCAUCAGUUCCCGCACUGAUGAAUUACAUCCACAAAUCUAAUAUUGUCCAAUGCACAUGAUCUAACCACUGUAGAUAAAAGGAAAGUAAUACUUCAAAGAUAUUGAGAGUCGGGUUCUUUUAUAGACAAUUAACAUGAGUCCUUGGGAGUGUUUUAUGAACCAAAUGGUGAUUUUCACUGACAACUGUUAUAAGCUACUGAAAUCCUUGCAUCUCAUUGGCUCAGAACAAAUAAAUUGGAGAAAAUCACUGACUUUUUGCUUUAUGAAGCACUCCCCUGGGCCUGAACUUGAAGGGAGAAACUAUCUCUAAGUGGUUGGAAAUGUUGAUUGUAAUGCACCCAAGAAUUUGCGCAUGCUGUCAUUUUUCAUUCACCCAAAUGAUGAGAAAUGAAAGACAUUAUGUGUGUUUGUGCACACAGAAAUAAAUAUGUGCAUCACACAAAUGUUCUGCCCUUUUUUUUUAUAGGGAGGGGGGGUCUUAUAUCAAAUCAUAAAGGGGUUAUAUAGUGAUACUUAUUACUACAGUAGGAUCCCCCCCCCCACGAGCAUUUUAACAAAUUCUACCAGUUUAAAAUCCUUUUUCUAGUAGGUUGCAAUAGAGGUAUCGCACAAUUUGUUAUUAUGCAUAUCUUGCUUGGUUAUGUGUAUAUUUGUCAUGUAGACAUCUAUGUUUGUAGGUUGAUCUGUGUUCACGAGUGUGAUCUUGUUGUCUUUUAUAGUAGCUGUCAGAGUUACUGCAUGUGUGAGUCACUUAGAGUUAUCUUUACAAAAGAAAGAGUAUUCAGGAUUAGUAAACAUUUCCAAUGUGUACACAAAUUACUGGACUGUUUUCUGAAUUCUGGUAUCAAGUUGUGUUUAACUAAUGUGACAUAUAUCUCAGAAUACAGGCCACAUUGUGAAAUCUUUUUUAUGAAUCAAUUUGAAGAAUAUAUUGUCGAUACAUAUUUUGAAUGCUUACUCAAAAACUGUAUUUGGAUAUAGCCUUCCAACAUUUAUUGUACUUACCUAUAUGCAAAGACGGCACAGAAGAAUUUAGUCUCUCUUUCCCUAAGUUUUUUUUUUUGUCGGGAAAGCAAAAGAUUGUCUUUGUAUUAGACAAUUGAGCUUGACUUUUGCAUGUAUUUGAGAGUUUAUACAAUGUAUAAACUUGGCGUGUGUUAGUAUUCAGUUUUAAAGGGAGAUAUCUCUCAUGAAAUAUUAGCUUUGCAGUGCAGUAGAUUCAUAGGAACCAAAGACGUUCUUUUUUUUCUGAUUGAAAUGAUAUUGAAUAAUUACAAGCUGUUAUUUGCCAUUACUGAGGAUCACAUUUUAAAGGACAUGAAGUGUGAUUUCCAAAGAUUGUGUUCAACUUUGUUGUAGUAGUGCUAGUUCAUGUGUUAUGCUUUGUGUUUAUGCUAAUUUGUAAUAUACUUGCUAUUGUCAAAAUUUAGGUAUUUUGCAAAAGAAACCUGGGAUGUGUAAAUUGUACAUUUAUUUUAUUGAAUUGAUCCAGAUGUCCAACAAAGGUGGUGAUUUGUUGCCCAUCUAUUUAGUUGUUUCUACUCUAUUGCCAUUUCUAUAAAGGGCCUGCUCACCAGACACACUGUAAAUAGUCAAUAUGUAAAAAGUGAGAGAAAGAUGAAAGAAUAAACUGUUUUAUCAUUCUUUUCCAGAAAA